Molecule: messenger RNA, 2627 nt
Organism: Spea bombifrons (plains spadefoot toad)
Lineage: Eukaryota; Metazoa; Chordata; Amphibia; Anura; Pelobatidae
Gene: SCNN1B
Product: sodium channel epithelial 1 subunit beta
Exons: 13
Coding region: 280-2223 (647 amino acids)
Biological process (GO): sodium ion transmembrane transport
Cellular component (GO): membrane
Molecular function (GO): ligand-gated sodium channel activity
Source: RefSeq, a predicted model, not a curated record
GAAGAGCAUCCGUGGGAUGCGGGGAGCAGAUUAAUAGAUCGGGGAGAGAGCUGCUCAGGGAGAUGGGCGGGACUGCAUCCUGCACCUGCCGGCAGCCGGGGAGCAGAGACUGCCUGGGAACCGACUGCACCGGAGAUCACAGCAUCAAGAUCACCGAGACCACUCAACACUCACUGGAAUGCGAUCACUGAGACCACUCCAUACACUGGACAGAGAUCACCGAGACCACCGCACGCACUGGACUGCGAUCACUGAGACCACUGCACACACUGGGUAAAGAUGAAGGGGUUGAAUCGAUAUUUCACUAAGGCUCUGCAUAGAAUGCAGAAAGGGCCCGGUUAUACCUACAAAGAGCUGCUUGUCUGGUUCUGUGAUAAUACCAACACCCAUGGCCCCAAACGCAUCAUCAAAGAGGGACCAAAGAAGAGAGUCAUGUGGUUCAUCCUGACGAUGGUCUUUGCUGCGCUUGUGUUUUGGCAAUGGGGGCUCCUAAUCCAAACCUACCUUUCCUAUGGUGUAAGCGUGUCGCUCAAUAUAGGAUUUAAAGCCAUGGAAUUCCCAGCUGUGACGGUGUGCAACGCCAAUCCAUUCAAGUAUUCACGGGUCAAACAUCUCCUUAAGGAUCUGGAUGAAUUGGUUGAUACUGCAUUGGAUCGAAUCCAGUUUUCUAGCCAAAGCGGCAAUGGAAUAUUCAUUCCAUCCAGCAAUAUCAGUGGUAAUGUGACCCUGGACCCCAACCUUUGGAAUCACAUGCCCCUGGUUGUCAUAGAUGAGAAUGAUCCAAACAACCCUAUUAUCCAUAAUAUCUUUGACAGUAGUACGGAUUUUUCAAACCCUAGUUCAAUGGGAAACGCAAGCUCCUCGGGCAACCGAACAUCAUACGCUCAAAGAUUCAAAAUUGCUAUAAAGCUGUGCAGAAACGAUGGUACACAGUGUAUGUACCGGAACUACACCAGUGGGAUUCAAGCCUUAAAUGAAUGGUACCUCCUGCAGAUCUCAAGUCUCUUUUCCAAAGUUCCAGAAUCAGAGAGGAUUCACAUGGGUUUCAAAGCAGAGGAAAUGAUCCUCACUUGCUUAUUUGGCGGUCAGGCCUGCAGCUACAGAAAUUUUACACAUAUUUAUGAUCCUGAUUAUGGAAACUGUUAUAUUUUUAAUUGGGGACAGGAAGGAGAAGAGCUUAUGGUUUCGGCAAGUCCAGGAGCUGACUUUGGAUUAAGGUUGGUUCUGGACAUAAAUCAGGAGGAAUACAUUCCGUUCCUCCAGACGACAGCCGCAGCCAGACUUAUUCUGCACCAACAGCGAAGUUUCCCAUUCCUCAGAGACUUGGGGAUUUAUGCCAUGGCUGGGUCCGAGACUUCAAUUUCUGUCCUUGUGGAUGGAAUACAACAUUUAGAGGCACCAUACUCUACCUGCACAAAUGAUGGAUCUGAUGUUCCCGUGAAGAAUUUGUAUGCAGAGUAUAACAGCUCCUAUACAAUCCAGUCUUGCCUUAGGUCUUGUUUUCAAGAACAAAUGGUGGCUACGUGUCAGUGCGCCUAUUACCUGUACCCGCUGCCGCAAGGAUCAAAGUAUUGUAAUAAUCAGGAGCAUCCAGACUGGGUGCCGUGUUACUAUGAGCUGAGAGACUCCGUAGCUAAUAGAGAGAGCUGUAUAAGUGUGUGCCAGCAGCCCUGCAACGACACUCAGUAUAAAAUGACCAUUUCUAUGGCAGACUGGCCAUCCGCGGGAUCAGAGGACUGGAUUUAUCAUGUCCUGUCAUAUGAGAAAGACUCCAGCCAUAACAUCACAGUUAAUCGGAACGGCAUCGUCAGGCUAAACAUCUACUUUCAGGAAUUUAACUACCGCAGCAUCGGGGAGUCUGCAGCCACUAACGUGGUUUGGUUGCUUUCAAACCUGGGGGGGCAGUUUGGCUUCUGGAUGGGUGGAUCGGUCCUUUGCAUCAUUGAGUUUGGAGAGAUUAUAAUAGACUGUUUCUGGAUCACCAUACUCAAACUCAUCGCGUGGAAAAAAGACAGGAGGCAAAGGAGAAGGCAACCCGAGUAUUCAGACGCCCCUCCAACCGUGUCUGAGCUGGUGGAAGCUCAUACCAAUCAUGGCUUCCGUCAUGAGGACCUCGACCGUAUAAGCAUGGCUAUUCCAGGCACACCUCCUCCAAACUAUGACUCUCUCCGGGUCCAGCCGGUCGAUGCUAUUGAACCUAUGUCGAGCGAUGAGGAAAAUUAGAAGACAACUGGCAAUCGCUGCUAACAAUCAGAGAUUAUCAUAGAAUAAAUAUAUAUCUAUUAUUACCCAACACUGUAUCAAUCACAUGGUUCUGUUAUAUAUAUUUUAUAUUUGAUAAAUACUAGCCAUUGUCUCUGUUGACCAUUUGGACUGGUGAAAUCCAGGAUAAAAAUUCAAUCUACUGUAAUACUUGCUAAUUAUUGUAAAUCAUCAUAGAAAUUAGGAUUAGAUAACAUUAGUAGCUUUCCAUGAUUAUUCCCUGGAUUUGGCCUGCCGGGAAAAAAUGACUUAAUUUCUUCUGCAGACAGUUACUGUUCACUUUUAGAUAUUUUUUUAAAUGACUAUUGGUAAUCACAGAUGUAUUCAAGGUUCAAGAAAAAUAAAAAUUGACUUAUUUUGAUUAU